This is a messenger RNA of Cimex lectularius (bed bug), 1955 nucleotides long. It is a transcript of the gene Trhn, whose product is annotated as tryptophan 5-hydroxylase 1. Gene Ontology annotation, biological process: aromatic amino acid metabolic process; serotonin biosynthetic process. Lineage: Eukaryota; Metazoa; Arthropoda; Insecta; Hemiptera; Cimicidae. The transcript has 11 exons. The record is from RefSeq and is a predicted model, not a curated record. Gene Ontology annotation, cellular component: neuron projection. Gene Ontology annotation, molecular function: iron ion binding; tryptophan 5-monooxygenase activity. The coding region runs from base 12 to 1517 and encodes 501 amino acids.
GAGUUGAAGAAAUGAGUGGUUCCGGUAAAAGCCUUCUUGGCCUUUGGCUCUAUAGGACUGGUGAGAGAAGGGUUUUGCGUGAUUAUGAGAGAAAGUCGACAUCAAAUCAUGACCGAGAAGGGGCGAUCACUGGAAGAAAUUCGAUCGUUUUUUCCCUCAAAAAUCAAAUCGGGGGCCUCGCACGUGUUCUGCAGGUUUUCCAGGAUAUGGGGAUUAAUGUGGUCCACAUUGAAUCCAGACCUUCCACAAGGGCCGAAUCCGAAUACGAAAUAUUAGUCGAAGUUGAAUGCGACAAUAGGAAGAUGGAACAAGUCGUAUCACUUCUGAAGAGGGAAGUAGCUGCUGUAAAUUUGGCCCAUUACGAACAAGGAUGCGAUUUUCCACCGCCCACCCCUUUAUCAGCCACCGCGAGUUUUGAUUUCGAAGAAGUUCCCUGGUUUCCAAAAAGAAUUAAGGACUUGGACAAGGCGCAGAAAGUUUUGAUGUAUGGAUCUGAGUUGGAUGCAGAUCAUCCGGGUUUCAAAGAUCCCGUAUAUCGCAAAAGAAGGGAAAUAUUUACAAAUAUCGCCAACUCAUACAAAUACGGAGAUGUAAUUCCAAGGGUACAGUACACAGCAGAGGAGAUCAAAACUUGGGGAACUGUUUUUCGAGAACUGCAUAAGCUCUACGAAAAAUACGCAUGCCGAGAAUAUCUCGAAAACUGGCCCGAACUUGUAAAAUAUUGCGGCUACAGGGAAGACAACAUCCCUCAGCUUCAAGACAUCAACGUUUUCCUCAAACGAAAGACUGGAUUCCAAUUGCGUCCUGUUUCGGGAUAUCUGUCUCCUAGAGAUUUUUUAGCAGGUUUGGCGUUCAGGGUUUUUCAUUGCACCCAGUACAUAAGGCACAGUUCUGACCCGUAUUACACGCCUGAACCAGACUGCUGUCAUGAGUUGUUGGGACACAUGCCACUUUUGGCCAACCCAAGUUUUGCGCAGUUUUCGCAAGAAUUGGGUUUAACUUCACUUGGAGCAUCGGAUGGAGACGUUGAAAAACUUGCCACGCUCUACUUCUUCACAGUCGAGUUUGGAUUGUGUAAACAGGACGGUGACUUGAAGGUUUACGGAGCCGGACUUCUGUCAUCUAUAGCUGAACUCCAACAUGCUAUAACUGCAACAGAUAAAAUAAAAAAGUUCGAUCCUGAAGUCACCUGUCAUGAGGAAUGCAUAAUAACAUCUUAUCAGAACGCAUAUUAUUACACCGAUUCAUUUGAAGAGGCCAAAGAAAAGAUGAGAGAAUUUGCAAAGUGUAUUGAAAGACCGUUUGGAGUGCGUUACAAUCCUUACACACAGAGUGUUGACGUGCUUAGCAAUGCUCAGAAAAUAGCAGCAUUGGUCUCUGAACUGCGUGGUGAUCUUUGCAUUGUGAGCAACGCGCUUCGUCAGAUCGAAGCUAAAGACGGCACCGUCGAGAGCAUUGCUUUAAUGCUUCAACAAGGGAUAGAUCUUGGAAACGACAAAAAACACGAAGAUGAUUAAUCCAGUAUCAAGUAGAAGAAAUCAUUAGAAGCAUUUUCCUUUAUUUUGCACAACUGUAAAACAAUUUAUGUUCCGCUUAAAUGUAAAACCAUAAUGUCAAGUAAAAACAUUAUUGUUGUCUUUUGUUCUUUAUUAAAUAUUAGAUCCUAAUUUCAAAAUAAGAUUACAGCAGUAGAGGAUGGUACACUAAUGAAAUAUACAAAUUGUAUUUAUUUUUUUGUUUAAAGUUUGUAUAUAUCGAACACUUUUAUACUCUGGAUAUAGCCUGGAUGAAAAACAAAAUCAGUUGUUAAUUGCCAAGCUUUCGACCUAUUUUAAGAUCAUAACAACAAAACAAUCUUAAAAGAUGUUUACAAAUAGACAUAAAUGAUCAAUUUCAAAUGGUAAGAAAGGUUAACAUGAUCAUAAAUACUAAAUUUUAUCAGCUUCUAUUAAAUG